AUCUAGAUCUAAAUCAUUGUCUCCUUUGGCGUCAAGGGAACUUUCACGGAAGGAAGAAGAAGAAGAAGAAGAGUUGGACGAAUUUGGACGUGUGAAACAGCGACGAACUAAAUUUACCACUACAUAUGAUGGAGAAACACGCCACCGUCGAUACCAUAAAGAUGAUGAUUCAGACAAUGAAAGUGAAAAUGAAGAUCACGAUGAUAAACGUCAUCAUCGUCGUCAUUAUCAUCGAUCCCAACGCCAUCGAUCGCCAUCCCAUCAUCGUGACUAUAGUGACAAUGAUCAAUAUGAAUCUGACUCGGAUGAUCAUCGCCGACAUUCACCAAGAAGAAGAUAUCAUGAUCAAAAAUAUCAUCAUCGACGAAAUUCAGAUAUGGAUGAAUACAAUCACAAGAAAAUAUAUAUUGGUGAUCUUGCUGAUAUUACAUCAUCUGAAUUAGAAAAAGUCUUCUCCAAAUUUGGUGUGAUUACCCAUAUUAAGCUCAUUGAAGGAAAAGAAUAUGGUUUCAUCACCUUUGAAAGAUCAUCUAGCGCUCAAGAAGCUAUUUCUGCUAUGGACGGUACACUUAUUCGCGAUCACAAAAUCAAGGUCAACCGUGCGAAAAUGAUGGAUCGUUCUCGACAUGGCUCUGGAAACUCAUCAUGGAUGGAUGAAGAUGGAUCUAUCAGAACAGAAGCUCCAAGAUAUACCUUUCCAACUCCACAAGUACCAGACCAUCCCCCCAGGACCCUGACUAGUUAUGAUGAUUUACUAUAGUCACUAUCGAAUUCUACUGCAUUUGAUCAUUUUACUACUAUUUUUUUUUUUUUAUGAAAACUACUUCCCUUUCUACUUUUAUAGCAUUAUUAGACUAUCUCUAUGUAUACAUUCACAUUUGUAAAACCAUCACAUCCUUAAUCUAUUUAUAUAUCAUCCAUCUUUUUAUCAUCAUCCAUUUUUAUUUAUCUUUCAAUCUUCAUCUCCAUCUCAUUUUAAAUAAAGAAUGCUACAGUCACAUUGUGUCC
Molecule: messenger RNA, 1008 nt
Organism: Halteromyces radiatus
Lineage: Eukaryota; Fungi; Mucoromycota; Mucoromycetes; Mucorales; Cunninghamellaceae
Exons: 7
Coding region: 377-760 (127 amino acids)
Molecular function (GO): RNA binding
Source: RefSeq, a predicted model, not a curated record